Molecule: messenger RNA, 618 nt
Organism: Lucilia cuprina (Australian sheep blowfly)
Lineage: Eukaryota; Metazoa; Arthropoda; Insecta; Diptera; Calliphoridae
Product: dual 3',5'-cyclic-AMP and -GMP phosphodiesterase 11-like
Exons: 2
Coding region: 275-595 (106 amino acids)
Source: RefSeq, a predicted model, not a curated record
AAAUAAAAUAAAAAUCUUUUACCGAAAAAGUGAGUUGUUUUUAAUAUAAAAAAAGUGAAACAAAAAUUCUCCCAAAAAAGUGCAAAAAAUUUCAUUGAUUUUCUUCAUUCUUCAGUGCAAUAAUAAUGUUGAUGGUUUACAUUUGCGCAGCAUUGAAGAACCCACAACAGCUCAAUUGUUUACACUAAAUAGUCCGCAUAGUUUUAAUAAUAGCAGUAGUAAUAAUAGCAGUAGCAAUAGUAAUAAUAAUAGUAGUAAUAAUACCAGUGGCAGAAUGCCAGCGGAGCUGGGGGGCACAGGUUAUGGUUCCGAACAAAAUCUCUUGUUAAGCAAUCGUACCGGUGUCCCCCUGGCCAUAUAUCAAAAUCAUCAUCACCAGCAGCAACAGCAACAACAGCAUCAGUAUCAACUACAGCACUAUAAUCAUCAUCAUCCUCAUCCACAUCUCUAUCAACAUCAAAAUUCCAAUUCCUCAACAACGUGUCUCAAUAACCCGCUCUCAUCACCACAACGUCAAUAUGAUCCGGAAUAUGCACGCAUGGAAUCGUGGAUGGAUGAAAAUCAAGAAUUUGUUCAAGAUUAUUUCAUUAGGUAAGUAAGAAUGUUUGUCUGUCUGUC